Messenger RNA from Macrobrachium nipponense, 986 nucleotides. RefSeq lists its product as uncharacterized. The transcript is spliced from 5 exons. The coding region runs from base 81 to 839 and encodes 252 amino acids. The record is from RefSeq and is a predicted model, not a curated record. Lineage: Eukaryota; Metazoa; Arthropoda; Malacostraca; Decapoda; Palaemonidae.
CAGUAGAAGGAGAGGUGUGAUGGUAACAUCCCGGGUAGAUACUUUCGACCUAUUCAAGGACAGUCUCCAACCAGAGCAACAUGUCAGGUGAUGGAAAUAGUGAUAAUUUCUUUGACGGUCGCUGGAUACGGGAAGCCACUGACGGAGAGAAUUUUUAUGAGGAGAAUCACCUUGUUGGUCAUUUCUUGAUAUGCUAUCGACUCAGCCUGAAGAGCAAAUCCCCUCUCAAGGAGGAGCAAGUCAGACUUGCUCUCUGGUACCUGUACAGAAAAUGUCCAAGUCUCCAGUUUUGUUUUGGAAUGAAAGAUGGAAAAAGGUGGCUCCGAAGACCAACUAAUCCUGAAACUGACUUUAAGAUUCUUCAUGGCAAAGGAGUAAAGGAAGUACGAGAAUGUCUACAAGCAUAUCGUUAUAACUCAGAGACUGGACCUCUCUUUUGUGCUCGAUUACUUCUUGAUUCCCCAGAUCCAGCAUUAGAUACAGAUGACCCAGAACCACCCUCUUUCCACAGUUCUUACAUGUUAUUUGGGUUACAUCACAGCAUAGGCGAUGGUACAACUAACAUGUACAUUAUGAGGUACUUUAUCUUGCUGCUGAAUGAUGUCAUUUGUAAAAGAGCAAUUGACAAGGAUGAACCUCUGGGUGCAUUACAAGGAAAUGAAUAUACUGCGAUAGAUGUUGGUGAAAAGAAAGCCAUGCUGCAAAAUGACCCAGAAUUACGAGAGAGAUUUUCUCAGGAAUUCGAAGUUGUUGUAAGUCAUUCACCAUAUAUGAUCAGUGGGUUUUCAAAACCAAAUGAAAAAAGAAUGACUCAUAGUUUGGAAUACAUAGUUGAUUAAGAUAUAACAGCAAAGUUUUUUAAAAAGUGUCGUGAGGAAAAAGUUACCAUUAACUCUGGAUUUUCUGCGGUGGCAAAUGUUGCAUUAGUUGAUCUACUUCAGGAAAAUAAUAUAGUUCAUAAUUCCUAUAUAAUACAGAAUUUCCAU